GCUGUGUACGCGGCCAAGGCAGAAAUGCUCCUCAAUCAAGCCCGGAGCACAUCAGGCGAUGUUCAGACCAUUGGGCCAUUGAGGAUCUCUCUUCGGAGAUGUCUUUUUCGAUAAUGUGUUUUCCGAUAUCAGGGCGCAUCAUACAGAGUAACAGAGAUGAGUUAGCGGCUGCACAUAAGAGGCUGAAAGGACAACUUCGCGCCGCCCGCCAACGCGCUCAGCUUGCAGGUGCUGAUGUAGUCGAAGCAAGUGAGGUGUUAACAGAAUGUAACAAAGAACUGGAAAGGUAUAGGAGAGAGGUGUUUCUCAGGAGUUCGGGAGGUGAAAGUUUCGACCCCGCAAUAUCUACAGGGCUACAACACGGACAAGGAAGUGGAGAUGACGUGGACAGAGACCUACCUGCCCCACCGCCGAGUUAUGGCGAGACAUCGAAUACCACCCACAUAUCAUCCGACACUCUCGUUGCCCGUUCGGACAAUCCACAGCUAUUCGGUCCCCCGAAUGCCUCGUCGAGGAACCCCGUCCUAGCAUCCAAUGUUGAUCUCCUGCCUUCCGACUCACCUCCUGGAUUCACGAGAUACGCUCCACCACCUGGUCCGCCUCCAUCUGGACCUCCUCCACAAAGACCUGGUAGAAUGUUAUCCUCUCCUUCGGCAUCGACGUCGCCGACUGGGAGGACGCAAUCCAUGAGAAUGCCGGAACCAUCUUUUUCCUCGAUCUCUCCACCAAUCUCUUCAUCAGUGUCUCUAUCGGUAGCGUCACCAAAUUCUCCAUCGUCUGUGUCUGCUCAUUCACCGACAUCUGGUCUCAACGCAGGCUCUUCUUCAACGCCUAGUACACCUGGCUUGAUUGAUGCAAGUGUACACAGGCGAUCUAGGUCGUCCGUUUCCACCUCUCGGUCUACUCCAAAUCAACACGAAGGGACUUUGUCUUCCCCUAAGCUCGAGUCUGAGUCCAGCCAGGGCUCCCCAAUGCUCUCACCUCCUUGUGGUCCGCUUCCACCCUCUUCCGUUUCAAUCGACAGUAGUACGUCAGUUGGGCAAGGAAUAGCGGGAGGCGGCAAUUCUUCUAACCUUCCCAGCCGUUCGGUGUCACCCGAUACGUCUAUUCCAGCGCAUUGGGGAAAUAGAAAUCCCUUUGCGGCUAUGAUGUUGGAAUAAUUUACCCAUGAUCUAUUUUGUAUACUACAUACUACUUGUAAUUUAUCAACCUAUACAGUAAGUAUAACGACCAGUCUUGUCCUUUUUAACCUACUCUAUGUACAUAUAUACUACAUAUAAUGCAGAGCUGAUGCAGAGUG
This is a messenger RNA of Lentinula edodes (shiitake mushroom), 1300 nucleotides long. RefSeq lists its product as uncharacterized. Bases 99 to 1160 code for a protein of 353 amino acids. The record is from RefSeq and is a predicted model, not a curated record. The transcript has 6 exons. NCBI's taxonomy places the organism in Eukaryota, Fungi, Basidiomycota, Agaricomycetes, Agaricales, Omphalotaceae.